GAGGGGGUCGAGGCCCCUGCAAUCCGUGGCCCCUCGUGGCCCGCCAUCGUGAACUGUGCAAGGCUGUUUAGGGCACUCUGCCGCAAGGGUGCCAAAGUCUUUCUGUGCUUGGUUUCCCCCGACCUCACUCGGAGUUCCCGGGGACGCCCCACCCUCGGUUCAACGCGCUGCGCUUCCUCUACCUCUGGGCAACCGUGGCCACGCACCACACCGAGCACUGCGACUUCUUCAUGAAAGCAGACAUGGACGCGUACGUGAACGUGCCUGCGUUGCUGCACAAGUUGCAAGGGUUCAACGCUUCCGAGACAGUUUACGCUGGCAUGCUGGUUCACGCGCACGGCCCCGGCUAUGAGCAGUGGAACCAGUUCGCCCACGGCGGCGGAGGCUACGUCCUCAGCCGCGGCGCCCUGGUCGCCGCCCGCGGGAGGCUGCUCGUCUGCUUGGAGCAGGUCGCGACGGUGCGCCUGGAGACGAUCGAGGACAUGGCGCUGGCCGCGUGCUUGAGGAAGGUCACCAGUGUCCGGCACGCGCUCCUUAUGUUGCUCUGCAGAUUGUUGCCCAGAUCUCUUUAUCACCUAAUUGUUGCGUUGAUUGCCAUGCGAGUCAACAGAGGCCCCCGUCAGUCAGAGUGAGGAGGCCGAAAGGUCAUUCUCUGUCCCUGGGCGCGUGGCUGAAGUGAGGUUCUGCGGUGCGGAUUGUUGUUGUUGUUGUUCCCCAUAUCCUAAGGAUUGGGGUUCUUGUUAUUACUCUGACG
Molecule: messenger RNA, 754 nt
Organism: Prorocentrum cordatum
Lineage: Eukaryota; Dinophyceae; Prorocentrales; Prorocentraceae
Source: the annotation of a GenBank genome assembly